Molecule: messenger RNA, 1632 nt
Organism: Benincasa hispida (wax gourd)
Lineage: Eukaryota; Viridiplantae; Streptophyta; Magnoliopsida; Cucurbitales; Cucurbitaceae
Product: Zinc finger, C3HC4 type (RING finger) family protein
Biological process (GO): ubiquitin-dependent protein catabolic process; protein ubiquitination
Cellular component (GO): plant-type vacuole
Molecular function (GO): ubiquitin protein ligase activity
Source: RefSeq, a predicted model, not a curated record
CUCAAUAAGAAACAAAAAAACGGACUGAGACGGGGGAGAAGAACUAGGCAGCCUUGUACGGAACUCGUAAUUUGGGAUUGAAUUUUUGCAACGAAGGAAGGGAACAAUGGACAUCAGACUCCCAUGGAAUGGAAUGGAUGAUGAUUCUUCCAUUACUUUCUAGACCGACAAACCAGCUGAAGAAGAAGAUUUUCCUUCUCAAUCUAUAACCCCAUCUCCUUCAAUCAAUUCCGACUUUCUCCCACCCACUCUCCUUCUCGCCGCCGGCGCCGAUCAUGUCUUCCCCAUCCUUCCCUCCUUCCAUGGACCCUCCCGCCCAACAGAUCCCUCUCUUACCCUCUCGUCAGCCCUCCAACUCUGACGGCUCCACUUCCCCCAUCGGCCCCCUCGCCCUUCUCUUGGGUCGCGCCACUGGCCGCCGUGGAACUUCUAUGCUGGUUCGGGAGACGGCAGCUCGUGAACUUGAAGAGCGCCGCAUCGAUUGGGGCUAUUCUAAGCCUGUGGUAGCCCUUGACAUUAUGUGGAAUUUAACUUUCGUUUUCGUUUCGCUGGGUGUGCUUAUUCACUCCGCUGAUGAAAAACCCAAUACGCCAAUUCGCCUUUGGAUUGUAGUUUAUGCGGCUCAGUGCUUGCUGCACACCGUGCUUGUGUGGUUUGAGUUCAGAAGGAGAAAUGCGAGGAGGGCUAGGGAUAUGGAGACGCAGCAACAGCAGCAGCCUGACGGAUAUGUAACUAAUGAAAGCGAUGAUGAAGAUGGUAGCCACAGGAAUCUGUCCGGUGUUGCAAAAAGAUGUGAGUCAGUGAACACUCUGGUAUCGUUAAUUUGGUGGUUGUUUGGCUUUUACUGGGUCGUGGCUGGUGGUAACAUCCUCAUGCAGAAUGCUCCAUCUUUAUACUGGCUCGCUGUCGUAUUCCUGGCAUUUGAUGUGUUCUUUGCCGUCUUUUGUGUUGUUUUGGCAUGUUUUAUUGGAAUUGCUCUCUGUUGCUGCUUGCCUUGCAUUAUAGCUAUUCUUUAUGCUGUUGCAGGCCAGGAAGGUGCAACAGAUGCUGAUUUAAGUUUGCUUCCUAAGUAUAGAUAUCAAGUGUCCAAUGAGCCUUCUCCGGGGGAUGGGUUGAUGAUUCCAGUAGAGACUAGCAGUAGAUACUUGACGACUGAGCGUGUUCUAUUACGCGAGGAUGCGGAGUGCUGUAUAUGUCUUAGUCAAUACGAGGACGGAGCCGAGCUUCAUGCUCUUCCCUGCAAUCACCAUUUUCAUUAUGCGUGUAUCACAAAAUGGCUGAAGAUGAAUGCAACAUGUCCUCUGUGCAAGUACAACAUUCUAAAAAAUAGUGAACCCGUGUAAUGCUGAAGAUGAAACGAUGCAGUGAGUUCCUGGUAUGUUUGCCGUCCUUGUACAUAUAAAUCAGAUAGUGAUCCUGCUGCAUUGUGGUUGAAACAUGUUACACUUUUUUUUUUCUUUUUGUCUUUUUUGAUGGGGGGGAGUAAUUAGUUCUCUAGGCCGUUGAAAUUGUGUUCAUGCUGGUCGAUAUCUGUUGUACUUAAUCAGUCGACUCGUUUGAUCUGUAGCAACAAUUAUGAAUGUCUUUCCGGUCAAUGUGCUCAGAAUAACAUUUAUUAUUCAACUUCUACCA